CUGUGCUGGUGGGCGCGGUGCCCCGCAGCCUUCGGCUCGCUGGGAGACUGCGCAGGGGCCCACUGUCCAAUAAUCCGGCUCCUGGGGGGCGCCUGCCUCGGUUUACCCCUUGGCGUCUGGUGAAAUCCCGGCAGCGCCUAAGCAAAGAUCGUUCUGCUCCGCGAGGGAAACAGAGCCGUUGACUAUGGUUGCAACCGGCAGUUUGAGCAGUAAGAACCCGGCCAGCAUUUCAGAGUUGCUGGACAGUGGCUAUCACCCUGAGAGUCUGCUAAGUGAUUUCGACUACUGGGAUUAUGUUGUCCCUGAGCCCAACCUCAACGAAGUGGUAUUUGAAGAAACUACAUGCCAGAAUUUGGUUAAAAUGUUGGAGAACUGUCUGUCCAAGUCAAAGCAAACCAAGCUCGGUUGCUCCAAGGUCUUGGUCCCCGAGAAACUGACCCAGAGAAUUGCUCAAGAUGUCCUGCGGCUCUCCUCCACGGAGCCCUGCGGCCUCCGAGGCUGUGUUAUGCACGUGAACUUGGAAAUUGAAAAUGUAUGUAAAAAGUUGGAUAGGAUUGUGUGUGAUGCUAGCGUGGUGCCGACUUUUGAGCUGACACUUGUGUUUAAGCAGGAGAACUGCUCGUGGACCAGCCUCAGGGACUUUUUCUUUAGCAGAGGUCGCUUCUCAUCGGGCCUUAGGCGAACUCUGAUCCUCAGCUCAGGAUUUCGACUUGUUAAGAAAAAACUGUACUCUCUGAUUGGAACGACAGUCAUUGAAGAGUGCUAAGGAGGGAAAAACAAUGAAAGUUCUCUAAUGAGUGGAUAAUAAACCUCUGAAGCUACUCUAUCAGUCAUGUGUAGUUUGCCUGCCUGCUCUCACCAAGAACGCCCAAAUUUAGGUCAUCUUCCUUCUGUGUUCCUCGCCCAUAGCAAUUUUAUUAGUAGUAGUAUUAUCACUAUUACUACUGCUACUAUUACUUUCAAGACAUAAUCCAAGAGAGAAAUUGUCCAUAUCUAUAUAUCCAUAUGGAAUGGAAUGGAAUAAGGAAGAAAAAGAAGCAAUCCACUUCCAUUUUAUAUUUGUCUAAUAUUUACCAGGUUGUCUUAGUAACAGAAAAAGAGCCACUUUGCCUAAUUUGACUGUCAGAUGUCCAGGGCUUGCUGUUGUUGUGUUCUCUCCCUGCCCCUCUCCCCCUCCCUGUUCCCUCCCUCUCCCCUUCCCCCCUCCCUGUUCGCAGGGUGAUCUUCACAAUGACAGGACCUUACCAGAUGAUGCCCAGCCCAUCCAAAUAACAUAGUGGUCCUCAUCACCAGAUUCCCACUUGAAUUUAAAGGAUCCUUACACAACAGGGUACAGUCACAUUGAUAAGGUUUAUUAAAACAUCAUCUUAUAGAGAGUGAGUAAACAUCACAGUAACAAGAGCAUGGCCUUCCGGCCCAGUGUUCUCCCCACACCUGUGCCCAAGGGACAAAAGGCGUACAUCAUAUUUAAAUGAGGACAGGAUAACUUCCAGGGCCUUUGUCGUAUCACGUCAACCUGGUUUUCCUCGUUAUCAACUGUUGAAUGUCACUUUUUUCAUAUUGUCUUUAAUUAGAAAAAUAAAGGUGACACACUGGCUUUCUGUAGUUGAUUUGGACUGAGCAAAUAAUGAUUACCCAUCUGUAAAGAGGGAGAAGAGUAACCUCAGAAGCUGCUCCUUUCCAGUCCGCUUGGUAACACUGCUGCUUGGUGCCAGUAAGAUGCUUCAUGAAGCAUCUCACCACAUCAGUGCUGGCUCACCUCUGGCCUCUUCUGGGAACUGGACCAUCUUUUUAGUUACAAAUGUGUUUAUAUUUGCAGCGCCUGAUUUGACUUGGAGAUGUCGUCACUACUACAGACUAGAUAUGAAACUCCCGAGAACUUAAGACAACCACUGCACACAUCCAGGCUCUGUCCACCAUAUUCCAUGCCCACUCCUAGGAAACAAUAAAUGACCCGUUUUGGUUGGGUUUUGCCUUAUCCUGAGUACUUAAGUAAUUUUCUGUUUUUACGGCCAUGAGUUAAUUUACCCUUCACAUCACUCUGCUCUAUUCAGCAAGGUCUGUUCAUCACUGGGUCAUGGAAAGGAAUGAAUUCAGGUCUACUGGCUUUUAGUAUGAGUUCCUUCAUACACCUCAGGCACCAGCAUGGCUGGGAUAGAUGUUUUCAUCCUGACCUUACACAAUCAAGCCUGACGCAGUUACUAGUCCUGCUGGUGGCCUAAUGCAUCGUUGUCCCAGUGAGCAGGUGUUCUGUCAAAUUGUGCUCCUUGAAUGCUUGAACAGGCACUGCAAAGGCGGUCUUCAUAGGACUGGGCUGAUAGACAAAUCCCUGUUGCUUUGUAGGCUUGCAGACGUUCAGGGUUUUGAAAGUCACUGUAUUUCUGUAGCCAUUCGAGCCACUCCACCUGGGAGAAUGGUGAGGCUUUUCAGGCAUGGACAUUGAGCUUUUUCCCACUAACAGUUCUCGUUGGCUCUCUUUUGCCUAUUUGACUCACAAAAUAGUAAUUAAUGGCUUACAGAGGCUGUUGCAAAGAUAUUCCUGUUAAAGGACAUUAAAGUCUUGUCUAUUUUUUACAAUAAAACAUUAUACAUUCUUAAUUCUCAUGAACUCUUUGUUUUUUCUGCAUUUCUGUCAUGAUCACUCUCAGAUAG
This is a messenger RNA of Psammomys obesus (fat sand rat), 2652 nucleotides long. RefSeq names its product DNA damage inducible transcript 4 like (gene Ddit4l). The record is from RefSeq and is a predicted model, not a curated record. The coding region runs from base 185 to 766 and encodes 193 amino acids. NCBI's taxonomy places the organism in Eukaryota, Metazoa, Chordata, Mammalia, Rodentia, Muridae. Gene Ontology annotation, biological process: negative regulation of signal transduction. The transcript is spliced from 3 exons. Gene Ontology annotation, cellular component: cytoplasm.